GGUGGAGGUUGGAGGAGGUCCUGCCGGGGAACGGGAGCUAGAUGAGGCAUUUAACAACGGAUGUAUUCAAUUACCAGUGGUCCUUGAAUCACUAGGAGGAAAGAGACAUUGAGUUUGAAAGGACUGAAGGGACAGCUCUGAGAAGUAAAGAGAAGAUUCCAAAGUACUUGUUUCCUCUCAGUUUGAAGACCUAAACUGCAGACUUAUCUAAACAAGUAAACUACCCCUUUCUUUAUAUACAGAAGUUUCAUCUCCAAAACACGAAGUAGCAUUUCAUUCCUGAGAGGUGUAAAAGUUGAUAUGUCAGACCUCUCCCCAGAGGAGCAGUGGAGGGUUGAGCACGCACGCAUGCAUGCCAAGCACCGCGGCCAUGAAGCCAUGCAUGCUGAAAUGGUCCUCAUCCUCAUCGCUACUUUGGUGGUGGCCCAGCUGCUCCUGGUGCAGUGGAAACAAAGGCACCCCCGCUCCUACAAUAUGGUGACCCUCUUUCAGAUGUGGGUUGUUCCCCUCUAUUUCACAGUGAAGCUGCAUUGGUGGAGGUUCCUAGUGAUCUGGAUCUUGUUCUCUGCUGUCACAGCUUUUGUCACCUUCCGAGCCACCCGAAAACCACUAGUACAGACAACCCCAAGGUUGGUUUAUAAGUGGUUCCUGUUGAUCUAUAAAAUCAGCUAUGCCACUGGCAUUGUUGGCUACAUGGCUGUCAUGUUUACCCUCUUUGGUCUCAAUUUAUUAUUCAAGAUCAAACCAGAAGACGCCAUGGACUUUGGCAUUUCUCUCCUCUUCUAUGGCCUCUAUUAUGGAGUUCUUGAGCGAGACUUUGCAGAAAUGUGUGCAGACUACAUGGCAUCUACCAUAGGGUUCUACAGCGAGUCGGGCAUGCCUACCAAACACCUCUCGGACAGUGUGUGUGCUGUGUGUGGGCAGCAGAUCUUUGUGGAUGUCAGUGAAGAGGGCAUCAUCGAGAACACAUAUAGGCUGUCUUGCAAUCACGUAUUCCACGAGUUCUGCAUCCGUGGCUGGUGCAUCGUGGGAAAGAAGCAGACGUGUCCCUACUGCAAAGAGAAGGUAGACCUCAAGAGGAUGUUCAGCAACCCCUGGGAGAGGCCUCACGUCAUGUAUGGGCAACUGCUGGAUUGGCUUCGGUACUUGGUAGCCUGGCAGCCUGUCAUCAUUGGCCUGGUGCAAGGCAUCAACUACGUCCUGGGCCUGGAGUAGCCAGGAAGAAGAGCAUCCGCCCACUGCGGACCUCAGGGCACUCUCCUCCCUGCCCUCCAAGACCUCCUGGGUGGGAAGGACUC
Molecule: messenger RNA, 1298 nt
Organism: Zalophus californianus (California sea lion)
Lineage: Eukaryota; Metazoa; Chordata; Mammalia; Carnivora; Otariidae
Gene: RNF121
Product: ring finger protein 121
Exons: 11
Coding region: 301-1215 (304 amino acids)
Cellular component (GO): Golgi membrane; endoplasmic reticulum membrane
Molecular function (GO): metal ion binding; ubiquitin protein ligase activity
Source: RefSeq, a predicted model, not a curated record